AUGUCUGGACGAGGCAAAGGAGGAAAGGGACUCGGGAAAGGAGGCGCCAAGCGUCACCGAAAGGUUCUUCGUGAUAAUAUCCAGGGCAUCACCAAGCCCGCUAUCCGUCGCCUGGCUCGCCGCGGUGGUGUGAAGCGUAUCUCUGGUCUGAUCUACGAGGAGACUCGCGGUGUCCUCAAGGUGUUCUUGGAGAACGUGAUCCGUGAUGCUGUAACCUACACCGAGCACGCUAAGAGGAAGACCGUCACCGCCAUGGAUGUGGUCUACGCUCUGAAGAGGCAGGGACGUACCCUGUACGGUUUCGGCGGUUAA
This is a messenger RNA of Gadus macrocephalus (Pacific cod), 312 nucleotides long. RefSeq names its product histone H4. Bases 1 to 312 code for a protein of 103 amino acids. Gene Ontology annotation, molecular function: protein heterodimerization activity; DNA binding; structural constituent of chromatin. Gene Ontology annotation, cellular component: nucleosome. The record is from RefSeq and is a predicted model, not a curated record. Gene Ontology annotation, biological process: nucleosome assembly. Lineage: Eukaryota; Metazoa; Chordata; Actinopteri; Gadiformes; Gadidae. The transcript has a single exon.